This is a messenger RNA of Lachancea fermentati, 741 nucleotides long. The record is from the annotation of a GenBank genome assembly. NCBI's taxonomy places the organism in Eukaryota, Fungi, Ascomycota, Saccharomycetes, Saccharomycetales, Saccharomycetaceae.
AUGGCAGCGACGGUCGCAAGCCACCCUUCGGAGGAUACGAUGGCAAAGGGAACUGGUAGGCCGACCCCAACUUCUGAACAAUACCAGCGGAAAUUCCAGAGUAUAUACACGAGAUACUUGGAGCAAAUAGAUGCCGACGAUGAAAAUAGCGAGGAAGAUGAUCAAGAAGACGCGAAUUAUACCACAGAGAAUUUCAAUAAUAAAACGAGGCAAUUAUUUAUAUCAGCUGGGAUCCAAGAUGAUCCCAGUGAUCAAAGGGAUUUAUCACAACAACUACAGGAUCUGAUAUCUAGUAAUUCAGAGUUGGGUUCUCGUCUACUCUCCCUCCUGUUAGUAAGCAGCGGGAAUGCUAAGGAAAUCAUAUCUGCAGUAAACCAGGGUGACCUCGGUAAACUGAAGAAACUAGAUUUGAAGAAAAACGGUAAAAAGCCUGAAGACAGCAAAAAAGAUGUUUCGCAAUACACCGAGGAACAACUCAACGAAUUCAAGCGUAUCGAGUUGGAGAAAAGACGUAAAAAUACGGAGGCUUCAGCUAGAUUCCGCAUACGUAAGAAGCAAAGGGAACAAGAGAAGUUAGCAAAGCUCAAACAGUUAAAUUCACAGAUUUCAGAGCUUUACGUUACGAUCGACAAGCUUUUGGAUGAAAACAAGUUCUGGAAACUAAAAUUAGAAGAGGUUAAUGAGAGGAAAUCUAGAGAACUUCUUGACAGCAUCAAAAAGCGCAGGAUAAAUGAUGAUUAA